AUGGAACAAAGAAAGUUUUUCAUUGCACCUCGCAUGUGCUUCCACUACACUGGUCAUAGUUGGUUAAAUCAUCGUCAGGGACGAAUGACUCAUUAUGCUGAUAGUAUUUCGCUCUGCAUUGAGAUGAUAGGUGCAGAGAAUUUCAACAAACUUGAUCAUCUACAACAACUGCUUUUGGAAGAAAUGUGUAGUCACAUUCGUAGAAGGCUUGCAGCUCUUUCCAUACAAUAUUCGUUGAAACACACAGUACCUCGUUUGGAUGAUUUCGAUGUUGAAUUUUUAUUAAGAAAAUCAGUAACUUAUGCGCAGUACCGUGCAUUCAUGCGCGCAAUCUUUGGUUAUCUGUUACCACUCGGAUUAAUUGGGAAAUACAAUAUGAAACUUGCUGUCGAUCGUAUUUCAUCUACUCUUUUUGGGCUCGGGUUCGAUGAAAGUAUAAGAUUAAGUGAACUUUUUUCUUUCCCAUUCAAAACCUCAGCUUUAAAAUGGUCAAGACAUUUACCAUCAUACGAUUUAUGCUGCAUACAUCGGAAAUUCAUGCUUUGGUUGCUAAACUUUUCUGUUCAUAUCACUAGAGCUGCAUUUUAUGUAACACCCGAGAAUAGGACGAGAAUAUUGCGUUUUUAUCGAAAAGAUAUAUGGAAACGCAUCGAAAUUCACAGUUUCCAUUUACUGUUUGAGAAAAGGGAUUUGAAGAAAAUUAAAGGAGUGAUGAAAAGUACGGUUGAAGCACAGGUUCGGUUUCUACCGAAAAAUUCAGGUACACGAUCAUUAAUCGUGCCCACAGGAAAGAACUUUUUGAGACGGUAUUCAGUGAUCGCAUUGAAAAUAGUCUCUGUAGUUAUUGAUUUAGUAUGUGCAAAGCAGCGCAAAUAUUCCAGGGAACUUCCGCUUACUGGAGCUGCUGUUUGGAACGGUAUUGGUGUAUUUCCCAAACGUUUUCGACGUUUUAUGCAAAUGAAUGAAUCGGCGAGAAUUUAUGCGGUGAAAACAGAUGUUCGAGACUGUUUCGAUUGUAUCAAUCAAAAUAUCUUGCGCUCUGUACUAAGGAAACAUAUCUUGUUAACGAAACAUUUUCGAUUAAGUGCAAAUCUGAUUGGGAUGAGUUUUCUGAUUUCCGCUCGAAGUUGUGGUUUCGGAUGUGGAAUUGAUGACCAUAAUUGCAACCUUCUCGAACUUUGUGUAACGGGUGAGACGGUCAUGUGGUUUCUUGAAACUUAUGUCAUCAAUAAAGAAUUUCAAUAUCGCAACGGUGUGUAUCGUGCUUUUCGUGGUAUACCACAGGGUAACCAUGCUUCAACACGUUUGUGCGAUCUUUACCUGGGUGCAGCAGAUUGCGAAAGGUAUUUUGAACUGAUGAAACGACGCGAUACUUUACUCAUCCGUUAUGUAGAUGAUUAUCUGUUACUUACAGCUGAUAGGAAUAUUGCAUGGAAGUUUCUGGAAGUGAUGCAUCUCGGAGCAGAUGACAAUUAUAACAUUAUUGCUGAUUCUACGAAGACAGUAAUUAAUUUUUAUUGCGAACGCAAUGAGCUGCUUAUUUCUGGCAAAAUGGUCGGUCCAUGUAGCGCAGUACCGUGGUGCGGCUAUAUAAUUUAUCCGGGUUUAAGAAGGUAUUGCAUCGACUGGGCGAAAAUACAUUCUGAAAAAGCAAUUUCAUGUCGAAUUGUGCACAAGAUGGGUUCACGCAAGAAAAGGAUUGCGGUUUUGAGAUUUUUAAAGGCAUCGCUUCUUGAAAAGUACAAAAUGAUCCAUCGUUUUCCUUCUGGCAAGUGGAAGAUUAGUGUUUUAAAGAAGUUUGCUGCCAUUGGUACAAAAUUAUAUGCUCGUCCUUAUGCCAGAAAAGUCCGUCUUUCCGUAAAGGGACGUUGGAAUCACGUAUUUUGGCAGAAAUUACGUGCUUGGCUUCGACAAGGAUUUACAUAUUCAUAUAAUACAAAAUUGGCCCAUUUGUACGGAUGA
Loa loa (African eye worm) is the source of this 1962-nucleotide messenger RNA. RefSeq lists its product as hypothetical. Gene Ontology annotation, biological process: telomere maintenance via telomerase. The coding region runs from base 1 to 1962 and encodes 653 amino acids. Lineage: Eukaryota; Metazoa; Nematoda; Chromadorea; Rhabditida; Onchocercidae. Gene Ontology annotation, molecular function: telomeric repeat DNA binding; telomerase RNA binding. Gene Ontology annotation, cellular component: telomerase catalytic core complex. The record is from RefSeq and is a predicted model, not a curated record. The transcript has 15 exons.